Cajanus cajan (pigeon pea) is the source of this 1087-nucleotide messenger RNA. Its product is annotated as Chaperone DnaJ-domain superfamily protein. The record is from RefSeq and is a predicted model, not a curated record. Gene Ontology annotation, cellular component: nucleus; cytoplasm. Lineage: Eukaryota; Viridiplantae; Streptophyta; Magnoliopsida; Fabales; Fabaceae.
AAAAAUCCCUAGACGCCAUCCGAAUUUCCCAAUUGUGGCAUAGGAAUGCCGUGUUGUUUUCUCAUUCACCACACAAAUUCCUAAUUCUCACUUUGUUUUCUCUCUCACAACCAUUCUAGUCUGUAAUUAAUUAUCUUUAGUUCAAUCGUGUCUGUAGUUGUUUGAAGCAUUGUGCUAUUGUUCCGGUUUUGGUCUCCGAGGAUUGUGUCGGAUUCCGAUGAAUUAUGUAAAAAAAGCUGCGCAUGUCGACCCCAUUUUCGCAGCACAUGGAUGCCGCUGACAACAACAACCCUAAGGAUUAUUACAAAGUGCUGGAGGUUGAUUAUGAUGCAACUGAUGAGAGUAUCAAAUUUAAUUACCGAAGACUUGCGCUGAAAUGGCAUCCUGAUAAGCAUGGAGGUGACAGUGCUGUUACUGCAAAAUUUCAAGAGAUAAAUGAAGCUUACAAUGUAUUAAGUGAUCCUGCCAAGCGUUUGGACUAUGAUUUAACUGGGGUAUGUGAGAUUGAAAAAUAUAGCUUGCAGGAAUAUCUUGCCAGAUUUAAAGGCAUGAUUCUUACCUGCAAUGGACUUGGUAUCAAUCAAACAGACAGAUGGUCACAACAAUUGAUUGAAAAUUUUGAAUCCCUAGAUAAGUAAGGCAUCUAAACCUCAAUUUGGGCCAGCGGAGUUAUGAAUAAGGAGGAUAUGUCUUUUUUACUUUUACAACUGGCCUAAUCAUGCUCUCAGGUCUUAAAUUCCAUUCCACUCGGUUUCACUGAGAUUUGAAACCUCCAUUAUGGACAACACAACAUAUCGUACAUACUGUUUAUAGAAUGAUCUGUUAUGCUGAACCUUUACGUCCUUGUACAAGUUUUCCUUCAUGCGUCUUAGUUUUUUGACUAGUAGAUAAUAAUUUUGCCUUUUACCUGUAUAUUUAAUCAGUUAAUAAGGCCCUAUUGGUUGAAUUGGUAUUAGUCGGGGUCAGAAUUCUGAAACGCGUGCCCGAUGGUUGAAUGCUUUUUAAUGGACUGUAAUACUAGUAAACAAAAGCGACUAUCAAAUAUUCAUAUAUGAAAGAUAACGGCACUCAACCUUGAAAAAUGCAA